AUGACUGGAUCCUAUAUUGUGAGAAAUGAUCCUCGUGGCCGCGACUUUCUAAUGAUGUGGGCGAAGAGUUUCGAGGUUUAUCGAGACCGUUUCGGGAGCGACAAUGCUGCUGUGCAUAGUGCAAUCGUUCGACGCUAUCUCCCAAAAUUGGAAUCGAGUCUGGCUAAAUGUGAAUAUUGGUGGAAAUUGACCGAACAAUAUUGUCGUCUUUUUCUUUAUGAAGUCUGUGUUCGAAAUCUCCUCGACAACUUUGACAUUCCAGGCGUUCAGUUCCUGGAGAAAACCUAUUCCUAUGUGCGGGAUGGAUGGCUGACUGGAGGGAAAUUCAGUCAACAUGAUUUCAUCUUUCACAAUUGGAAAGAGAAAGUAAAAAACAAUCGAGCCGCAUUUGGUUGGUGGGAUUACCAAUUCACCGAGGAUGCUUUCAAUAAUUUAAGUCUCUGCACAUCGGGCGAGGAAGCCUACCAGCUUUGGCGUUACAAGCCCGGCUUCCGAGUGACCGUUGCCGAAAAUCGAAAAUCGUUGGAUACUUGGAUAAAAAACACGAAAAAAGAACGAGAUCGGCAAGCAAAGCUCUCGCAAACGUUCAACGUGGAUUCGGCAGUGAAUUGCCAU
Molecule: messenger RNA, 615 nt
Organism: Mesorhabditis belari
Lineage: Eukaryota; Metazoa; Nematoda; Chromadorea; Rhabditida; Rhabditidae
Source: the annotation of a GenBank genome assembly